UGAACUUUAUCAACUUGUUCCUUGUUACGAAAAUCCGUUCAGCGCUUGGAGCGACGGGUCAUUUCAGAAUUUCUCGUCAUGGGUUGCGCUUCGAGUAGGGAGGCGUCCGCUGCAGGGCCGUACAAGAAGAUGAAAGGCUUCCAACCCAUUCCAGACCGCUACGAGACCAUCGAGGAGGUGCAGAGCGACCUCAGGAAGGCAGGACUCGAGUCGUCCAAUUUGAUCCUGGGGAUCGAUUUCACCGAGUCAAACACAUGGACGGGGAAGAAAAGUUUUGGUGGUCGCUGUCUACACUGCAUCGAUCCAACUGGAGCGAUUCAGAAUCCUUAUCAAAGUGUCAUCAGUGCCAUUGGCCGCACACUCGAGGCUUUCGACGACGACAAUAUCAUCCCAGCUUUUGGAUUCGGAGAUUCCACGACACUGGGCCAGCGCUGUUUCCCGUUUGCCCAAGGUCGCGGUUGUCAGGGCUUUGAUGAAGUUCUCAAGCGAUACAACGAAAUUACCCCACACAUUAAACUCUACGGUCCUACGAGCUUCGCCCCGGUGAUACACGAGGCUAUCAAGGCAGUGAAACAAGAUCCAGGGUACCAUAUCCUGGUGAUUAUCGCUGACGGUCAAGUGAGCUCUCUCGCCCUAACGUAGCUCAAGUUUUCUCUUCGCUUUCUGCUGUGG
Molecule: messenger RNA, 672 nt
Organism: Phytophthora nicotianae INRA-310
Lineage: Eukaryota; Oomycota; Peronosporomycetes; Peronosporales; Peronosporaceae
Exons: 5
Coding region: 79-642 (187 amino acids)
Source: RefSeq, a predicted model, not a curated record